GGGGUUUCGAGUCGGCGCUCCUUUGACAGCGGUCUGAUGCUCCGAUUCUUGUAGGAUCAACAAUCUCAACAUUUGUGGAGUUUGGACGCAAGCAGGACGGAGUGUAUGAAGGAGGACAAGAUGAAUGUGGAGGCUCUGAGCAGAGCAGAGCUGCUGACACUCCUGAGUGUCUUGGAAGGAGAGCUAGAGGCCCAAGAGGUGGUCAUUCAUGCCUUUCGAGCUCAACACAAAGAUGCUUUCAUCCAGGAGCGUUAUGGCCAGUAUGACCUCAGCGAUCCAUUUCUGGCCUUGCAACGGGACAGCACAGCAGAAGAGAACCGAAACACAUUUGCCCAAACUCGUGCAUACCUGCACAGACAGGCAGUGGGCCCAAACCCUUUAGCUGUCCUGAAACUGGUCAUGGCCCACUGCAAGAAAAUGCAAGAAAGGAUGAUGAGACAGUUGGCAGCGACUGAGAGCAGACACAAAAGAAUGAUAGCUGAUCUAGAGGAAGAGAAACAGCGGCAUGCCCAUGAAUCUGUACAGAGUGACAAUUUCUCAUUGAUACUGCAAACAGAGAGAGACAAACUGUUGCAACAGCUUGAAAUUGAGCGAGCAUCAGUGCAGCGGCUAGAGAGGGAACAGGCUCAGGCAAAGUGCCAGGCAGAGGAGUCAAUAACCCAGCAGCAGCAGCUUUCAUCAACUCUCACCUCUGAGCUCCAGAAGGCCAGCAGCCGAGCCCAGGAGGAGGCUCAGAAGGUCUCACAGCUCCGUACUUUGCUUCAAGAAGAGACAAGCAUUGUGGAGAAGCUAAGGGGGCUACUUGAAGAUGAAAAGGGCAGGACGACAGAGCUCAAGGCUCAGUCUGAUAGGAAUCUUGUCGAUUUUGCUACAGAGCGACAGCAAUUGAAAGCCAGACUCAGUGAGGAAGAAGAAAAGAGCAAGGAGCUGAGGAGAGAACUGGAACGGCUGAAAAAAAUAUUGGGUGAAACCAGUGAAGGGCCAAAGGAAGCUGUGACAGAUGUAAAAGACUCAGUCUCCAAGAUGACAGUAGUGACAUCUGUUCAGACCGAACCCGAUGGAAAAAUAAUUUCUCCUCCGAAAAUGUCUAUAGUGUCAAAGGUCAAUGGCCACCACAUUCUCAAAGAGACAGAGCUAACUCAGGAAGGGAGAGGAACAGAAAACACAGGGGUGACGGAAAAUGGAGGAGGAGCAAGCUUACAUUCCCCUAUCCAUCCUAUUCCUUAUCCCCACUCUCCUUCCAGCACCGCCUCCUCUUCCCUCUCCUCUUCUCCUGUUUCCUCACCAGUGUUGGCCAAACGUCUCACCAGCCCAGGCUUCCAUCAGUCCUCCUACCAGGCUGGAGUCAAUCAGCGAUUCCAGGCAGCCAGACACAAGUUCCAAUCCCAGGCUGAACUGGAGCAACAACAGCAUGGUGGCCCUCUUUCCCCCAGAGACCUCUCACCCACCACCUCUUUCAACCCUCCCCCACCAGAGCACAGCGCAGCCAAGCAGCUGGCCCGCAACACAGUCACACAGGUGCUGUCCCGGUUCACCAGCCAGCAGGCUGGCGUUAAACUGGUACCAAUCAGCAGUUCUCCAUUUGGUACAGACUACCGUAAUUUAGCAGCUUCACCUCCUGGAGCCAGGUCUCCUUCUGGGCCUCUAUCUCCAGGCAUUUGCUCCCCACUCACCGCUCGAUCAGAGAGGACUCAUCCUCCUCCAAUUCCUCCCAAGAAGCCAGGCAUGAGUCCAACUCCAGGCUCCCCAAGUCAUUUUGCCCGAACCAGCCUGUUCUCAGAGCUGUCAGGGAACUGUGGACCCAGCAACUGUGGAAAGGAAGGAUCAACAGAAACGGACCUGGUUUUAUCUUCUAGCAGUUAACACCUUCUUUCAUAAAACACACAUUUUCUACUAAUGCACUAGCUGUAUCAUGUCAAAAUUCCCUCAAAUGUUUCAACAGCUGAAUCUACAAUGUUUAAAAUCUAGGGGUGAUAUAGCAGAUGCCCAAAGAUUACCUUUAAUUACCGAUUCCAUCAGGUAGGAGUUCUAGGAGCUGGCAUCAGAGACAGUUCUUCACUGGAAUUGUAAACUAAGCCCUGUGGGACUAUUGAGAUGAUAUCCCGGUGUGCUUCUCAGGGCAGACAGCUGACACACGCCUGAUUUUGUUAACUUUACACAAAGAAGGCAGUGCAGAGCAUCUUGCCCAUGAACCAGAGAAAUCUGCUCUAUGGACUUAAUAGAUUUAAUAGCUCUCAGAAUGCUAAUAACUGAAACAAAUCCACAAAAUAACAGCACAAUGUUUGAAAUCAUAUGGCUGUUUGAAGACAUUACACUGUAAAUUAAAUGCUGUCAAGAGUAUGAUUGCAAGAAGACUUGCACUGCAAUACUGGGUCUAUAUCGACAUUCUAUUCAGGGAGACUUCUACUUUUAACCAAAUCAAAACAGAUUCUCACCACUCAGCCAUUUAUAUACGCAUAUCUAUCACAUUAUUUUCAUUGUAUUACAUCAUUCUAACAGAGCACACUAGAUUUCAUUUGUUUUAGGUGAUUUUCUAUGUUUGCAAGAAUGGCUGGUAUUGCAACCAAGAACACCACAAACCCCUAAAAGUGCCCUUACAGUGGUUCAGUCUUCCUAUGACAACUUAUGACAAGUAGACAACUCAGGAAUCACAGACACAACAAAUUGUAUUAGUUGAGGUAAGUGAGUAUUUUCACCAAUAAUUUACAAAAACUGUAAAUAAACUUUGUGCUCAGUUUGUCAAAAACUUUUUUUCACACUGUCUGAUGUCAAGUGUGCAAGAACAUCACCAAUCCAGCACUCGUUCAGUCCUUUUAUUCGUAGAACAGAAUGGUGCAGUACAGGCAACGCAUCACUGAUGGGAACACACAGUUGGUAGCAUAAUGUGAGGGUUUAACAGAGCACAUCCAUCCAAAAUGUCUGCUUUGAUUUCAUGGUAUAUACUUAAGGGUUAGAUGAGCCAUACAGAAGUCAGGUAACACAUGAAUUUGCUUUGAAUGGCAACUGCUUUAAGUUCCCUUGGCAAUGACCAACACAUAAUUUGUCACAAUACAAUAUUUCAAGAAUCCAACAGAAAACAGCAUUUUAAAAUAGAAAUUUGCAUACAUUAGCAGGAGAAUGGAGUUCUUUACCAUAGGAAAGAGAUUUUGGCAAAUCUUGGUUUACAUGUUUUCCUUUCAGAACAAAAUGCAAGAGAGAAUUGUAACAUACAUACAGAAGUUGUCUUAUAGCAGUCAUUAUGGCUUGCAUGAGUGGAGACACAUUAAACAGGACAAACGAAAAAUAUUCCCCUAUUUGCCAGACUUACAGUACAUACAACUUUCCAGAGAAAAGCUAUGCUAAGGAUUGUGUUACUGCUAAUGACAUAUUUUUAAUUGAAUAAGCAAAACUUUACUUUCUUCCAUAUAAUGUUGGGGCAUCUGGUGGCGCACAGCAUAUUCCCAAAUGAAUGUCAACCACAUAUAAAUAUGCCAUUUGUACUACAAACCCUGUUAUAUGAGAGUGUGCUUUGUUUGUCACAUCAGAUGUAUUGUGUUGCCUUGAUUUUGGGUGUGUGUGACUACACAUUGGCCACUGGUCUUCACACUCUUCUGACAUAACUGACCACUUUUCUAGGUGGCUGAAUAAAGGUUUUGUAGUUGUCGCCAAUGCUGUCCUAAACACAGCUCUGCACAAACUGAUCCAACGUCACACAUUCAGAUGUAACCACUUUCUCCAAACAAAAACCAUGAUCAUCUCCCUAACCAAAGUUGUCCCACAACCAGACAUACUUAUGUAUUACACUCUGCAAAUCUUCUGUUUUGAUGAGUUUUAGUUGAUUCCUUGCCUCACACUGAUAUUGUUUUGCUUUGGUAAGUCCUUGGGUAUGAUUGCGUUGGGCCAGUGGAACCAGCAUCUCCCUGACCAGUCCCUGACCUUCCAUUAGGCAUUUAGCAUCUCCUUACCAAUUUUGUAAUUUAGGAUUUUAUACCAGUCAAUCUUAGUGCGCGUGACAGGAAGCUGGCGACGUAAAGCCUUGAAAGUUGUGUCGGACAUGGCCUGGUAGUUCUCACCGAUUGCGGUCUGGUGGUAAAAGUGGUAAAGAUGGUAAAGGUGGUAAAGAUUUAUUUUAUUUUAUUUUUUACUUUGUGUUUCAUUUAAAAAAAAGAAUCACAGUGCAGCUUACCUGGUAGUCAUUUUCAGCACGCUUGAUGAUGUCAACAAACUCCUUGGCUAUCUGAGUUUCACUCUGUUUGAAAUGCAAUCAAGUCAAUCCAUUUAAUACAAAACUAGAUAAAACUAGGCAGCCAGCAACAUAUGACCAUUUGGAAAAGGCUAAUGGUUUACUUACAGUCACUGGUACUGAUUCUUCUACCUCCUUAUGACUAACCAGCUGCACAUUCCCAUCUUCAUA
Dunckerocampus dactyliophorus (ringed pipefish) is the source of this 4393-nucleotide messenger RNA. RefSeq names its product CTTNBP2 N-terminal-like protein. The transcript has 5 exons. Bases 106 to 1863 code for a protein of 585 amino acids. Lineage: Eukaryota; Metazoa; Chordata; Actinopteri; Syngnathiformes; Syngnathidae. The record is from RefSeq and is a predicted model, not a curated record.